CCGGAAGCACUGACCCGUAUUUGGGACCGCCCGCCAUCUUGAACAAGUGCGUAAAUAUCUUUUCCGUAAAUCAAAGACUAUUUUCAAGACUUGUCAACUCUCUAUUGCUCCUACAAGUACACCAAGCCUCAGAAAUGGCCGAAAGAAGCUGUGAGAUUCCUGUGGACGGACUGUCAACUGAACACCCGGGGAAUGAGACAAACGGCAGCGAGAAAUUAGACACGGAAAAGCAGCAGAACAAGGAAGGGGGCGUUCCAUGUGAGGAAACGUUCGAGGUACAAUCCAUCCAUCCAGACCAACAGAUGGCUAGCCACUCCGUAGAAAGCCCCAACCAGUGUGGAGAAUGCGGAUACAGGGCGUAUGACAGGUCGUACUUAACCAAGCAUAUGAGAAUCCAUACAAGAGAGAGACCUUAUAAGUGUGACCAGUGCGACUAUGCUGCUGCAUAUAAAAGCUUUUUCGACCGACACAUGGCUAAACACGCCAGAGAGGAAAACUACAUUUGUGGAGAGUGUGGAUACAGGACGGCUCACAGGUCUUCCUUUUUCCGACAUAUGAAUAUACAUUCAGGUGUAAAGCCCUUCAAGUGUGACCAGUGCGACUAUUCUUCUGUAAGGCAAUCAACUUUAGACCAACACAUGGUUUAUAGACAUUCAGGAGAAAAACCCUACAUGUGCGGGGAGUGCGGACACAGGGUGGCUUCAAGGAACAACCUAUCCCGACAUAUGAGGAUACAUUUAAGACCCUUUAGGUGUGACCAGUGUGACUAUUCAGUUGCAGACAAAGGCCGCUUAGACCGACACAUGCUUAAACACACUGGUGAGAAACUCUACACGUGUGUGGAGUGUGGAUACAAAACGGAUAAUAGGUCUCACUUUGCUCAACAUGUGGGAAAACAUGCAAGCGACGAACCCUACAAAUGUGACCAGUGCGACUUUUCUUCUGCAUGGGAAAAGAGUUUACACCAACACAUGAUCAGACACACAGGUGCUAAACCUCACUUGUGUGGGGAAUGUGGAUUUAGGACGGCUCACAAGUCCUACAUGUCCAAACAUAUGAGGACGCAUACAGGUGAGAAACCUUACAAGUGUGAUCAGUGUGACUAUUCUUCGACACAAAAAUGUGCUUUAGCCCGACACAUGCAUACGCACACUGGAGAAAAACCCUACAUGUGUGGGCAGUGUGGGUACAGGGUGGCUACGAAACAUCGCCUAUCUGAACAUAUCAGAACGCAUACUGGCGAGAAACCCUACAAAUGUGACCAGUGCGACUUUUCCUCAUCAUGGAGAAAAAGUUUGCAUCAACACAAGGCUAUGCAUGCUGGUGAUAAACCCUACGUGUGCGGGGAGUGCGGGUUCAGGACGACCAACAAAUCUAACCUUUCUCAACAUAUGAAAAGGCAUACGGGUGAGAAACCUUACAAGUGUGGCCAGUGUGACUAUUCUGCUGCACAUAAAUAUUCUUUAGAACUACACAUGGCUAAACACACCGACGACAAACCCUACGUGUGCUCGGAAUGCGGAUACAGGGCGGCUGUAAAGGCCUACCUGUGCAAACAUAUGAGAACCAAACAUAGAAACCAUAAAGGUGUAAAGCCGUAGCAGUAAGACUAUUCUUUUAUACGAAGAUACAGUUUGGACACAAGACCGCACACAACCCUUCCUUUGCAAGGAACAUAUCAUCAAGCCAGUCUUUUAUGAUACAUGGUCAAAACAUGUGUAAAAUCUACAUGUAUGAAAAGUCACUUAUCCGGACAUUGUCAUACAUGUUAAAGAUCCGUACAUCUGUGGAGUGCGGAAUUUAGCGUAGCAUAACUAGAAACUAUGAGAACUUCUCUGUCCGCCCACAGGAAGAAAAGGGGACAAAAUAGACAGUCCGUAAAAACGAAAGUCACAAAUUAAAAAAAUAGCCGGAGCUGAACAUCUGCUUUUGGAAUAUGAAAACGUCUAUUUGUGUCCAUCAAAGUUUACAUCUUUGACAUUAAUUUUUUUCUAUAGGAGUGAAGCUCUUUUGAACUUAACAGUUAUACCCAGAAGUGUACAUUCUGCCACCUUUAUCUCAGCAAUGAUUCUGGAUGCUCCUCAUAUAUGCAUGUCUAAUAUAAUAGUUGAAUAAUACUAACGUAACAACUGAUAGUUAAUGUUGAAACGAUGAUAUUGUAUUCCCCAAUCUGGUAAAAUGCUAUGUAUUAUAUAAUUAUGUUAUUGAUUAGAUUAGACAUUCUUUGUAACACAUUUUAGCUUACAACUAGUACUACCCAAACGACUUUAUAAUACAAUGCUGCCAUUGAUCUUAUUAGUAUCUUCUUGUUCUUAUACACCUCACCGCAUCUCAGUGUUAUUUCUUAUUACUUAGUAGUCUUAUUAGUAUGUUAUGCUUUGUUGAUAUUCGUUACAUCACAUGGAAACAUUUUAGAUUAUAGAGAUGGUAUUGGAGAUAUAGAGCUUAUUUUGGUUUGAUAUUUCUGUUGUUUCUGCGCAUCAGUUCAAUCAGUGUAUUAUAUGUCUUAAGAUCUGUUUUCUUAUUUCUUUAGUUACACUUUGACCUGCCCUUAUUUGAUAGAAACGUACAUAAAAUAGGCUCGUAUCAGUUUGGGACGUUUGUAUAUUAUGCGACGCUUGGGUCUUGAAAUAAAGCCACUUGAAAACACGGUUUG
This is a messenger RNA of Branchiostoma floridae (Florida lancelet), 2656 nucleotides long. RefSeq names its product gastrula zinc finger protein XlCGF57.1-like. Bases 135 to 1601 code for a protein of 488 amino acids. Gene Ontology annotation, molecular function: DNA-binding transcription factor activity, RNA polymerase II-specific; RNA polymerase II transcription regulatory region sequence-specific DNA binding. Gene Ontology annotation, biological process: regulation of transcription by RNA polymerase II. The record is from RefSeq and is a predicted model, not a curated record. Gene Ontology annotation, cellular component: nucleus. The transcript is spliced from 2 exons. Lineage: Eukaryota; Metazoa; Chordata; Leptocardii; Amphioxiformes; Branchiostomatidae.